UGGAGGGACAUUGGAUGGCGUGAGGACCGAGGCCGGUGGUUGGUUUGAUCUGAGCCACGUGUGCGUCCAUCCUCGUCUCUUCGCCGCUUCAUGGAUGUGAUGAAACGUUGGCUUCCUCUACCACCCGGUCCCUUCUGUCUUGGCCCAGGUUUUUUGAAAUGAGAUGAUGUGCGAGUCCUUGAGGAAGAAAUCAGACAGCCUCAGUCCGUCAGUCUCCAGUGGGUUUACAGCUCAAUAACUAGUGUCAAGGUGUCUAUGAAGCAGGCAGACAGCUGCUCAGCAACAAACUGUGGUUGUUCUGAGUAGCUCCCAGGUAUGAAUUCCUUUAAGCGAAUGACUGUGAAGCAGAACAGAGAAAACUCCCACUGAGUACAUUCGAGUGAAAACACAGGAUCUACUGGCAAUGUCAUCGCUCUGCUCAGAGAUGAGGUUAACCCGGGGGUUCAGGCUGAGAAACAUGCUCUACCUCCACAACACAGGGCAGCCUUGAACUCUGCACCAUCACCCUCUCUAUCCUCAGCCAUGAGUGUCACAGUAAGCUGAUACUAUGUGAUCAACAGCACCGUGGCACCUAACAUCCUGCUGCUUCACCACCUCAAUAAAACCUAGCUGGACUAUUCAGUCUGUGUUGUGAAAAAUGGCAGAAGAGGGUUUUCAGCUCAGAGCCCUCAACUGCGCAGAGGACAACAAGCUCCAGCCAGCUGACUUCCCAACGUCAUCACUAGCAUCCCUCCAUCUCAGGGACGAAGCCGUGGUCAUCAACCAUAUGGGGGAUAAUCCUGAGCCUCAUUCUGUAUUUUCUGUGAUGACGUCAUCAUUGCCAAACCAAUCACGACAGCAGACAGACAUAUCCAUGGCUACUAGGCCUGAGCCUUCACCAGCAGUUCAAGAGUUCUUGGAGCCUGAGAUGGGCCACAACAACAGCGAGGCUCAGUCUCUCACCCUGACAGCGAUCCUGCAGGAUCUUUCCUCCCCUGAUCAUGAUGAUGGGUUUACUGCACGAAGAACCAACAAGGAAGGAGAACUUCAACCCAAGAACAACAUAACCAAAGCGACGGCAGCAUGUGACUCCAGCUCUGAUGACAACCAUCUGUCCGAUGCAGAGUGGUACUGGGGAAAUACCUCGAGAGAGGAAGUAAAUGAGAUGAUGAGAAACACUCCCGAUGGCACGUUCCUGGUCCGAGAUGCUUCCAGUAAGGUUAAGGGAGAAUACACUCUCACACUAAGGAAAGAUGGCUCCAACAGACUGAUAAAGAUCUUCCAUCAAGGGGGGAAGUUUGGCUUUUCUGAGCCACUGGCCUUUUCCUCUGUGGUGGACCUGAUCCAGUAUUACCAGAACAAGUCUCUGGCCCAGCACAACUCUAAACUGGACACACGGCUACUCUACCCCAUAACCAGAUACCAGCAGGAGCAGGUUGUGAUGGAAGUUGACAUUGAUGCAGUUGGAGAACAGCUGAGGAUAUUUCAGGAUCAAUACAAAGAGAAGAGCAAAGAGUAUGACUGUCUGUUUGAGACGUUUAACCAAACCUCCCAGGAGCUGCAGAGCAAGCAGACAGCCAUAGAGGCUUUCAAUGAAAUCAUUCGGAUCUUUGAGGAGGAGUGCGAGACUCAAGAACGCUACAGCAAAGAAUACAUCGACAUGUUCCUCUCAUUAGACAGCGAGUCAGACAAAAUUCAAAGCAAUUCAGAUGAGCUGCAGUCGAGGGUGGAGGAGAUACACAGCAGCAAGAAGAAGUUGGAGGAGGAGCUGAGGAAUAAGGCACUGGCUCACAUGGAGGUCGACAAGAAAAUGAACAACCUGAAGCCUGACCUUGUGCAGCUCAGGAAGAUCAGAGAUCAAUACCUGCUCUGGCUCACCCAACAAGGCACUAGACAGAGCCAGAUUAAUGAUUGGCUGGGUAUCAGGAAUGAAGAAGAAGACCCGUACACUCUGGCAGACGAUACCGACCAAGACGAGAGGAGCUGGUACGUUGGUGGUAUGAGACGCAAGGAGGCAGAGGAGCUGCUGAGAGGGAGGAGAGACGGGACCUUUCUAAUCAGAGACAGCCAGACUCAGAAAGGCUCCUUUGCCUGCUCUGUUGUUGUGAAUGGGGAUGUGAAGCACUGUGUGAUCUACAGGACAUCCACAGGGUACGGCUUCGCUGAGCCCUACAACCUGUACCCAUCGCUGAGAGAGUUGGUCCUCCACUAUCGACACACAUCCCUGAUGCAACACAACCAGCAGCUGAAUGUAACCCUGGCCUGGCCCGCUCUCAGCCAGCAGUCCAGCUGAGACACACCAGCAUGCCACCCUGAUGGCACUUUCCCAAAGCUUCACUGUAUUUUCACCACGGACGCACCAACAUGGACAAUGUUACCAGGCACUAACCAGUACCGGUUAGUGUCGUCACCAUUCAAGAGUUUCCAGAAACAAUUUCAGUGCUCAGAUCUAAAACUCCUACACUGGUAAGAUGUCACAGCCAACAAAAACACAUAACUGAACAACAGUCACUCAAAUGCUAAAUUACUUGGAACAGAUUUGGAUCUUUUCCACAGUUUUAACGUUGAUUAGUUCAUUCAUUGUCAGUUGUGUUAGUUAAAUACAAUGGUUACAUAUUGACUGCAGCUCUGUUCUAAUCUAAAUACUUUUAAAGCCAUUAUUCCUAAUAUUAACAAUCCUAUUUACUCGCCAUCUGCACAACCAGCUUGGAAAAACACAAUUGGGAUUAAGUACUUAGCUGAAUUCAACAUUGAAUUAAGUCUUGUGCAGCAGUACUGAGGUAGUACUGAAAUAUUGCCUCAUCAUGACAACACUAGUACUGAUGUUUAUAAGUAGAACAAUCAAAACAGAGAGAUAUAAUUUGCCUUGCUGUUUAACUAUAAAAAUGAUGGCAUAUUUCCAUGGAGAGAAAUUGAUUUAAGUUUUCUCUCAAAGGCAAGCGCAAGAAAUCAUAAAUACUUAAGAAGCAAAUAUUAAUUGUCUUACAGUAUUGAAGUCCUGUUCUCUAGAUGUGGCCACUCUUGCCUCAAACAUUUCUCAAAUA
Cottoperca gobio is the source of this 3023-nucleotide messenger RNA. RefSeq names its product phosphatidylinositol 3-kinase regulatory subunit gamma-like. Gene Ontology annotation, cellular component: phosphatidylinositol 3-kinase complex. The record is from RefSeq and is a predicted model, not a curated record. Lineage: Eukaryota; Metazoa; Chordata; Actinopteri; Perciformes; Bovichtidae. The coding region runs from base 638 to 2272 and encodes 544 amino acids. Gene Ontology annotation, molecular function: 1-phosphatidylinositol-3-kinase regulator activity. Gene Ontology annotation, biological process: phosphatidylinositol phosphate biosynthetic process; insulin receptor signaling pathway. The transcript has 12 exons.